GGGAACGGCGUCGGCGCGAAGUAUCGACGUCAUCAGCUCGCGACGCGAGUGUGAGGAGCGGGCUGCGAGCGAUGGCGGCGUCCAGGGUUUUCCGGCGGCGCAGGGAGGAGCCCGAGGAGGAUGAGGAGGAUGAGCAGCUGGCCGAGGAGGUCAGGUUAAAACUCGAGGAAGCCAAAGAAGUGCAGAGCCUCAGGAAGCGGCCCAAUGGAGUGAGUGCUGCAGCUCUGCUUGUGGGGGAGAAGUUGCAAGAAGAAGCAACUCUUGUGGAUGACCCAUUUAAGAUAAAAUCUGGGGGGAUGGUGGACAUGAAGAAACUGAAAGAACGAGGCAAGGACAGGAUUAAUGAAGAAGAAGAUCUCAACUUAGGAACUUCCUUCUCAGCUGAAACCAACAGGAGGGAUGAGGAUGCUGACAUGAUGAAGUACAUUGAGACGGAGCUGAAGAAGAGAAAAGGAAUUGUGGAGAAUGAAGAACAGAAGGUGAAGCUGAAGAAUGCUGAGGACUCUCUGUAUGAGCUGCCAGAGAACAUCCGUGUCUCCUCUGCUAAGAAGACUGAAGAGAUGCUGUCCAACCAGAUGCUGAGUGGCAUUCCUGAAGUGGACCUGGGAAUUGAUGCAAAAAUAAAAAACAUCAUCUCAACUGAAGAGGCCAAGGCAAAGCUGCUGGCAGAGCAGCAGAACAAAAAGAAAGACAGCGAAACUUCCUUUGUUCCCACAAACAUGGCUGUUAACUAUGUCCAGCACAACAGAUUUUAUCAUGAGGAGCUAAAUGCACCAGUGAGAAGGAACAAAGAAGAGCCAAAGCCCCGUCCGCUGAGAGUGGGGGAUACAGAGAGGCCAGAACCUGAGCGUUCUCCUCCAAAUCGCAAACGUCCACCCAAUGAAAAAGCAACUGACGAUUAUCACUACGAGAAGUUCAAGAAGAUGAAUCGGCGAUACUGAUGGAUGCAGACUGAGGCCUCUGCAGAGGUGCUUGCUCUCCUCUCUCUCCAAUAGAGGAUUUUGUGUCAGCGACCUGGAAUCGAGGAGGGGAGCGUCACUGCCUCCACGUGUUGGUGUCAUCUACGGAGCUUUCCUUGUGAUCUUGUAGUCAGUCUGUUUGCAGGUGAUUGUGAACUCUGGUUGGUGAAAUCUUGUAUAUAACUUAUUUUCCAUUAUAAAGCUUAUUUUAUGAUAACAUCA
Numida meleagris (helmeted guineafowl) is the source of this 1181-nucleotide messenger RNA. RefSeq names its product chromosome 16 C9orf78 homolog (gene C16H9orf78). Gene Ontology annotation, biological process: mRNA splicing, via spliceosome. NCBI's taxonomy places the organism in Eukaryota, Metazoa, Chordata, Aves, Galliformes, Numididae. Gene Ontology annotation, cellular component: spliceosomal complex. The record is from RefSeq and is a predicted model, not a curated record. Bases 72 to 941 code for a protein of 289 amino acids. The transcript is spliced from 9 exons.